AUGAAGCUGGAUUAUUUAUAUUUCGUAUUUUUUGGUUAUAUUAUACAAGUGUCGGAAGAAAAUGGAGGACAUGGAAAACAUGUCCAUCUAAAAAUCCACGUUCCACAUGUAAUUCACAAGCAUAAACAUACACAUACCGUGUAUAAAAAACCUCACAAAGAAGAACCGAAAAAACAUAUUGUGAUUCAUAAACAUAUUCACCAUCAUGGUCACAAACAUGGGCAUAAACAUGGCCACAAACACAAUCAUAAAGCCAAACAUGAUCACGGGCAUAAACAUGAUCACAAACAUAAGCAUAAGCAUGAUCAUAAACAUAAACAUCAUGGAUAUAAACACAAUGAUCAUAAACAUCAUGACUUUCAUCAUGAUCAUCAUGGCUAUACAAAUAAAGAUAAUGAAUUUAAACAUUUUCAACCUAAUCCUGAUUAUAACCCGUCUGAGCUUUUAAAUGACGAUGGCUACAAAACUAGUAGAAAAUCAUUAAAAACAGAACACAUUGAAAUACAGCACAUUGAUUCUUCGGCUUCAGAUCCCAACGAUCGAGUAAAGAUAGCUGGUAGUUAUAAAGUACAAGAGAGUGAUCCGUACGAUUCAACCACUACCUCGUAUCAUACAUAUGAUUCACCCUUUACAAAGGAAAUAGCAAAACAAUUAACCAAUUUUAGAGAUGGUGAUGAAGAAAAAGAAAAGAAAGAGACGUUAGAUGAAGAUUUUGAUGCAGCAAAUAAUUAUGAAAAUUAUGAUGAUAAUGCGGAUCAUUUUGAAAAUUAUAUUCUUCGGCCAGAUUGA
Messenger RNA from Psylliodes chrysocephalus, 789 nucleotides. The record is from the annotation of a GenBank genome assembly. Lineage: Eukaryota; Metazoa; Arthropoda; Insecta; Coleoptera; Chrysomelidae.